AGUAGGAAGUCAAAUUAAAAACACAUCAGUAGCGUUUAAUAGCGCCCCAGAUUGAGCCAUCGUUGUUAAUUUAAGUUUUGUGGGUCGUUUUUUUUUUUUUUUUCCCUCCCGUCGUAAAAGGUAGCAGGAGGUCCGCAAUGAGCGUGGGCUUCAUUGGCGCGGGCCAGCUGGCUCACGCGCUGGUGAAGGGCUUCACAGCAGCUGGUGUAAUUGCCACCCACAGAAUCACAGCCAGCUCCCCAGACACAGAUCUGCCCACAGUCUCUGGACUCAGGAAAAUGGGAAUCAACCUAACAACUAGCAACAAGGAGACAGUGCACAAGAGUGAUGUGCUGUUCCUGGCAGUCAAGCCUCACAUCAUCCCCUUCGUGCUGGACGAGAUUGGGCCUGACAUCGAGGACCGCCACCUCAUCGUUUCUUGUGCUGCUGGUGUCACUAUCAGCUCCAUUGAGAAGAAGCUGCUCCAGUAUCGGCCUACCCCCAAGGUGAUGCGCUGCAUGACCAAUACACCCGUUGUGGUGCGGGAGGGUGCCACAGUGUACGCCACAGGCACACAUGCUGAGGUGGAGGAUGGCAAACUACUAGAACAGCUGAUGGCCAGCGUGGGCUUCUGCACUGAAGUCGAGGAGGAUCUGAUUGAUGCCGUCACAGGCCUGAGCGGCAGCGGACCUGCCUAUGCAUUCACAGCUUUAGAUGCUCUUGCUGAUGGGGGGGUGAAGAUGGGACUACCCAGGAGGCUGGCUGUCCGGCUUGGAGCCCAGGCCCUGCUGGGUGCAGCAAAAAUGCUGCUGGACUCAGAGCAGCACCCUGGGCAGCUGAAGGACAACGUAUGCUCUCCAGGCGGUGCAACCAUCCAUGCCCUACAUGUGAUGGAAAGCGGAGGCUUCCGCAGCCUACUCAUAAAUGCUGUGGAGGCCUCCUGCAUCAGGACCAGGGAGCUGCAGUAUCUGGCUGACCAGGAAAAGAUCUCAGCAGCUGCCAUCAAGAAGACCACUCUGGACAAGGUGAUGCAGCAGCCUGGGGCGUCUAGUGCAGGCGUGGCUUCCAGAACGGGGAUCAGCCUUUUCAACAGCAACAACGCCCCAAGACAGAAGAAGAACUGAGCGAAAUUAGUGUUGUUGUUGACGGGAUGUGUGUGGGGUGGCGGUGGGGGUUUGGGGAGGAGGUAAGCUGCAGACACUGAAGAUCUUGGCACCAUUUCCUGGAACACAGGAUGAAAUGAGAACAACAGCUGAUAAUAUCUGCAGGUUCAUCUUAAUUCAAAGAAAGCACUAUCUUAUCUGUAAAAUUUCUUUUCGGGAUCAGGAGCCGUGGGCUGUAGACCAGUCAUUUAAUUUACUUUCACAUAGUAAGCCAUCACUCAUUUUUAAAAGUUUUGGAAUGGCCAGGCUAGAGUGUAUGAAGUGUUUGAGUAUGAGGGCAUGUGUGAUCUGUGGGCAGUGAGAUUGAGAGUCGAGAGACUGUCCUUCAUUUCCGGUCUGAAUGGCAUAUACAGGUGGAGUAUUAACAGUAUGCUUUACUGGCUGCAGAACGGCUCCCCAGAAGCUCAGGAAGCUAUAGCUGUACGCACCACUUCUGUUACACCGCUUACCUGUUAUACGUAACCAGUUGUUAGGUUGUUGCUGGGCAGGAACAGCAUUUCCUCCCCACAGACCAUUCUUCAUCUCAAGAAGAAGAGGUGGACCAAGCUCUGCAGUAUCUCAAUACUGGUGCAAAAAUAUCGGCUAGCUUUUCGAUGAGCUUCUUUUUCCUUUUCAGCGCAGAGGUUGUGGGUAAUCUAUAGUCUGACUUUGGUGGUGUUGCCAUCUUUUGCUUUGCUGCUAUUUAAAACAGAGGGCUGUAGUAUGGAUCCCAUCUCUAUCUACAGCUGUAUUUGUACACAUUUCACAGUAGAAGACAAAUAAAUCCUGUAGAUCAUG
Molecule: messenger RNA, 1919 nt
Organism: Scleropages formosus (Asian bonytongue)
Lineage: Eukaryota; Metazoa; Chordata; Actinopteri; Osteoglossiformes; Osteoglossidae
Product: pyrroline-5-carboxylate reductase 1, mitochondrial-like
Exons: 8
Coding region: 138-1103 (321 amino acids)
Biological process (GO): L-proline biosynthetic process
Molecular function (GO): pyrroline-5-carboxylate reductase activity
Source: RefSeq, a predicted model, not a curated record